This is a messenger RNA of Paramacrobiotus metropolitanus, 1231 nucleotides long. RefSeq lists its product as uncharacterized. The record is from RefSeq and is a predicted model, not a curated record. Bases 63 to 1214 code for a protein of 383 amino acids. Lineage: Eukaryota; Metazoa; Tardigrada; Eutardigrada; Parachela; Macrobiotidae. The transcript has 5 exons.
ACAAAUGCACAAUCAUCCAGAAGGUUUUUUUGAUAUCUAAUGGUCGUCUUCGUAGCACGGCAAUGAAGGCGGGUUGUCUACGGACGGAUGGUACAGAUGGUAGUAUCUUAAGACGCCAAACCUUAAUUUUCUUUUCGGCAACUGGCAUCAUGAAAGUGCAUUUAUACGUACUCAUCCUCGCGUCCCUCUCCUCCGUACGAGGUAGUGAUGGGGAAACGUACAAAAACGGUGUUUUGUAUUCAUACAAAGAAGCUUUGGUUUACUUUGCCGAUGCGAUACUUCAACCGCUGAUCAUCGCACCGGUGCCCACAGGACAAUAUUACACUGAAUUAACCGACGAGCUUAAGACAUUUAUUCGGAACACAGAAGCCUUCCAUGCCAAAAUCUUCAAUUUAAGCACCGCAGCCGAAGCGGAGAAAACCAAGAUGAAGGAUGAACUGCAACGGAAAACCAUGGAAUUCACCACCAUUAGCACCGAGCUGGAUCAGAAGCAGCAUAAAUUACAGCGUCACACUGCCGCAUUGGAAGGAAAGCACGUCCAGCUGAAUAAAGCCAACUACCAACUUCGCCGCGCCAGAGCGGAAACUGCACAGGCGCAGCAGGAAGCCGAGGAAGCGCAACGGGACCUGCAGAGGAAACGCAACUGCAUAAUUAACAGAAGAAAGCGGUUCAUCGGCAAAAUUAAAAGGUUCUUCAAAAAAGUGAUUAAUGCACCGUGUUUUAUCGUGCAUGAUAUCUACACCCAGAAGAGAAAGUGGGAUGCGGCGCGAGCCCGACAACGUGACCUCGAAGAUCGCGUGGACGACUUUGAUAAAGUGCUGAGCGAACUGAAUGCGGAGUGGCGCGCGCUGCAAAGGCUGGUGAGUGCAAUCAGCGCGCAAAAGCAAGAAUUAGAGCAUCACCUUUCUUCGAUGCGACGCCAACUGCAACAAGAAUCUGAACUGUCAACCAGUAUCACACUCUUUUAUGGGCAUAUUUCCAGUCUCUUUGAUCACUCAAGCAGUCUGCAAAACGUCAUCGACAAACUGAUUUCCGUCGAACUCGUUAUCGUCCCUCUGGAACAAAUAUCUGGCAAACUAAGCACACUACCCGGCAGUCAUGCAGUUAACGAGGAAAUCUCCGCGGCUUUAGGCCGUAUGAGGCAAAAUAUGCCCCUACUGAAAAGUAUUCUGACGAAGUAUCCUUUGUUCUUCCUCAAUCAUGUUGUUUCGUAAACGAAAUUUUACCUGUA